This is a messenger RNA of Fimicolochytrium jonesii, 1537 nucleotides long. RefSeq names its product HAD-like domain-containing protein. Bases 39 to 1211 code for a protein of 390 amino acids. The transcript is spliced from 7 exons. The record is from RefSeq and is a predicted model, not a curated record. Gene Ontology annotation, molecular function: magnesium ion binding; acireductone synthase activity. Lineage: Eukaryota; Fungi; Chytridiomycota; Chytridiomycetes; Spizellomycetales; Powellomycetaceae.
CGUCGUGGCUUUCGCUUCGAGGCAUCGAGCUUUGGUGGAUGUUGAACCAGACACCACUACCCUAUAACACCUUGAAAGAAAUGGCAGCCAACCAACAUCCACAACAGGCACUGCAGCAAGCAGCAAAGCCCUACUCAACAGUCAUCGUCGACAUUGAAGGCACAACCACGCCCAUCACCUUCGUCCACGACGUCCUAUUUCCCUAUGUGCUCACGAACCUCGAACCAUUCCUUGCCGAAAACUGGGAGUUAGAGGAAUGCCAAGCAAAAACUCAGCAGAUCUACGAACAGUCACUUGAAGACAGUGCGUUAGCCCAAGUCCCGGUCUUGAACCCCAAAGAGCACCCCGCGGGUGCAGUUCGUCACUCGGUUGUGGAGAAUGUACGGUGGCAGAUGUCUGCGGAUAGGAAGACGGGUCCGUUGAAGUCGUUGCAGGGCUACAUGUGGAGAUCAGCAUACGAAACCGGAAAAAUCAAAGGAUCCGUAUACGAUGACGUCGUUCCGGCGUUCGAGGCUUGGAAGCAGAAGGGGUUGGACAUCUAUGUCUAUUCCUCCGGGAGCGUUGAGGCGCAGAAGCUGCUGUUUGGAUGGUCGGAGAAGGGUGACUUGUUGAAAUUUUUCAAGGGCCAUUUCGAUACGAACAUUGGCAUGAAGGUCGAGGCUAGUAGCUACACCAAGAUCGCCUCUGAAAUAAGCAAAGACCCUGCUACGAUACUGUUCCUGAGUGAUAACGUUCGAGAAAUCGAAGCAGCCAUCACCGCCGGCUUCCAAGCAUCCAUCGUAGAUCGACCCGGAAACGCCCCACUACCAUCCGAAGUCGAAACCGCAGCGGACGGCGCUCACUCUAUCACCUUGGGCGGGCGUUCCGUCUCCGUGAUCAAAACCUUCGACGAGCUCUUCUCGCACCCCAACUUCAAGCAAACCGCUGAGAAAACGUCGCGAACAGACAGGUUCAACCUCGAAGAUCUGAUACACUUAGAAACGAUGUUUGAGGAGUUUGGGCGGGAAGACGGGUUACGGGACGGUGCGCACGCCGGGUUUGUGGAGGGGCGGGUAGCCGGUGGUGAGGCGGGGUACGGGAUGGCCACUGAGGCGGGGUUCUAUGGCGGGGUCGCGGAGACUUGGCUGGCUGCCGUUGACAAGGGAUUGAUUCAGAUGUCGGAUAGGUGGGUUACUGCUCUUGUUCCGUCAUCAGGGAGUCUGCCGCCGUGACGUCUUAACCUGCUUCUAUUGGCGUAGAGCGCUGAAGGCAUUACAAGCAUUACGGACGCAGUCUUUGGACUUCCCAACCAUCAACAACAUCGACCCUGUAGCCGGCCCGGAUCCCACGACGGUGCUGGAUCGUUUAAGAGGUCGGUUCAAGGUGGUCAGCUCCGCGCUCGGGCCUGAUGCUGCAGGACAGCGGUUCAAGGCUGAGGGCGAUGAGAAGCCGAAGAUGAAUUUCUAGAUGAGACCCCCGUCCUUCUGCAGAGGGAAGAGACGCGAUAGACUGAGCUUCGUUGGUAAACGUAGUUUCAGACAUUUGCAUUAGAGCUAGU